AUGACGUGAACAGCAGCACGUGCUCGUGCUAAUGAUACGAUGUUUGACAAGUAUGUACACACGUUGAAACGUGAAAUGGAUAUUAAUGAUGUUUUCGACAAUUUAUUGAUGUGCGAAGAUACUUCUUACCAAAAAGGAUACAAGGACGGAGUAGAAAAAGGUAAAAGCGAUGGCAACUUAGAAGGGUUUCAUUUAGGUUAUCAUCGAGGGGCUGAAUAUGGAGCUGAACUAGGCUUUAUGUAUAGCGUUAUUAAAUCAUUAAUUGGUCUAAAAGACCAAAACAUGCUACAAUGUUCAGAGAAAGCUUGUCAUUCUCUUCAAGAAACAGUGAAAUUGAUUAAGGAAUUUCCACAAACUAAUGUUGAUAAUAUAGACUUGGAAGCUUCAUUACGAUGCAUAAGAAGUUCCUAUAAAAAAUCAUUAUCAUAUCUAAAGAUUAAAUGUGAUUACCCAGACAAAGACUUAAUAAAUUUUUAAAAUAUGGAGCAAAUAAUUCUAGUACAAAAGAAACUUUUAAGUCUUGUAGAAUUUGUCAAACCGUUUCUACCAUUUCUUAACUCUCACAUGGUGAGUUUUUUAACAGAUAAUUAUUGGUUGAAGUUUGUACCUAAUGAUGUUCGGAUCGAGAUUGAAAAUAUGGGUCAUGAAGCAUUUAUGACUUUGUUUCAUGACAUAUAUUCUGGAACUCAGUUCAAUUCUGGUUAUAAAAACACAAUAAAUUUCUUGAAGAGUACAAAUUCUUUGCAAUUACUUGAUGGUGAUGUAUGCCCUACAUUAUCUGAUUUGUGUUUAAAAUUAAAUAUAAAUAAAUAUUAUUUACCAUUAGAAGGUCUACAAAAAAUAAUGUCU
Molecule: messenger RNA, 849 nt
Organism: Ctenocephalides felis (cat flea)
Lineage: Eukaryota; Metazoa; Arthropoda; Insecta; Siphonaptera; Pulicidae
Product: oral cancer-overexpressed protein 1-like
Exons: 2
Coding region: 40-477 (145 amino acids)
Source: RefSeq, a predicted model, not a curated record